UUUUGUUUGAGACUGGAUACAGUUGAAAGCAAACCACACAGCAACGAGAGGGUAUGAUGGCUAAGAAGCCUCCGAAACCAGCCCCUAGAAAGAUCUUCCAAGAAAGAUUAAAGAUUACUGCUCUACCGUUGUACUUUGAAGGUUUUUUAUUAGUCAAGCGGUCAGAAUACCAGGAGUAUAAACAUUAUUGGACAGAAUUGAGAGGAACUACACUUUUCUUUUAUACCGACAAAAAAAGUACAAUAUAUGUUGACAAGUUAGACAUAAUAGACCUCACAUGCCUUACUGACCAGAAUUCAACUGAAAAGAAUUGUGCAAAAAUCACCCUUGUUUUGCCAAAAGAGGAAGUGCAACUGAAGACAGAGAACAUAGAAAGUGGGGAAGAAUGGAGAGGCUUCAUUCUCACAGUAACAGAGCUGUCAGUUCCUCUACAUGUGUCACUCCUUCCUGGACAAAUAAUUAGACUGCAUGAAGUCCUAGAGAGAGAAAAGAAAAGGAGGAUUGAGACCGAGAGGAUACCUAGUUCAUCUAUGGAAAAAGAGAAGGAACCAAUUGAAGAUUAUGUGGAUGUACUGAAACCUAUGCCAGCAUGUUUUUAUACAGUAUCCCGGAAAGAAGCAACUGAGAUGCUUGAGAAGAACCCUUCCUUGGGAAAUAUGAUCCUGAGACCUGGUAGUGACAGUAGAAACUACUCCAUCACUAUCCGGCAGGAGAUAGACACGCCAAGAAUCAAGCACUACAAAGUGAUGAGUGUAGGAAACAACUACACUAUUGAACUGGAAAAACCUGUUACACUCCCAAAUCUUUUCAGCGUCAUUGAUUAUUUCAUGAAGGAGACUCGAGGAAAUUUACGACCAUUUAUAUAUUCAACUGAUGAAACCCUUGGCCAAGAACCCACCAUAGAAGGGAGAGGAGAGAGGUUGAAGAAAAAUCUACAUAUUGCAUGAACCAAAAUGGGAA
Messenger RNA from Diceros bicornis minor, 960 nucleotides. RefSeq names its product signal transducing adaptor family member 1 (gene STAP1). Gene Ontology annotation, molecular function: protein kinase binding; signaling adaptor activity. The coding region runs from base 54 to 947 and encodes 297 amino acids. The transcript has 9 exons. The record is from RefSeq and is a predicted model, not a curated record. NCBI's taxonomy places the organism in Eukaryota, Metazoa, Chordata, Mammalia, Perissodactyla, Rhinocerotidae. Gene Ontology annotation, biological process: positive regulation of B cell receptor signaling pathway; cell surface receptor protein tyrosine kinase signaling pathway.